Molecule: messenger RNA, 1815 nt
Organism: Lotus japonicus
Lineage: Eukaryota; Viridiplantae; Streptophyta; Magnoliopsida; Fabales; Fabaceae
Exons: 5
Coding region: 147-1382 (411 amino acids)
Biological process (GO): exonucleolytic trimming to generate mature 3'-end of 5.8S rRNA from tricistronic rRNA transcript (SSU-rRNA, 5.8S rRNA, LSU-rRNA)
Molecular function (GO): 3'-5'-RNA exonuclease activity; nucleic acid binding; zinc ion binding
Source: RefSeq, a predicted model, not a curated record
AAGAGAAGCUUUGCGUAUAUAUAAAAAAAUCUCAUCUCACAGGUAAUUUCACUCUAACCCCUUUCUCUCUCCACAGCCAGGGAGGAUUUUGAUUCUACUGGAGGAUCUGAUGUUCUCGCUCGUCGAUCUCAUAUAUAUUCACGAUCAUGAUGGCCCUUGAAAAUUCAGAAAAUAUGCAAAUAACCUGCGAGGCAUCUCUGAAAUGCCUCCAGGGAAAGGGAUUCCCUAGCACUUUUCAGUGUAAUGGGAGUUCUAUUACAGAGCUAAAAAAUGAUCCUGGUACUCAUCCAGCUGGGGAUGUUUCUGAACCUAACCGCCGUCUUGGCAGUGAGUUUCUGGAGCCUUCCAAUGAAUUUCACAGUAAACCUACUUAUCACCAUGAGUACAACACCUGGACAUCCUGCCAUUUUCACUCUCCCAAAGUGCACCAAUGCCCAAUGAAUGCUUUUGAGAGCCACUUUUAUCCUUAUCCUGUCGAGAACCAGCUUCAGUAUGUUCCAGCUAAUAUGUUCGCUCAGAGUUACCCCCGGGAGCAAUUUCAGGAAUUUCAAUAUUUCGUGGUCAUAGACUUCGAGGCUACCUGUGAUAAGGAUAAAAAUCCCCACCCUCAAGAAAUAAUUGAGUUCCCAUCUGUCAUAGUGAGUAGUGUGACUGGCCAGCUGGAAGCAUGUUUCCAAACAUAUGUGAGGCCUACCUGCAAUCAGCAUCUGACUGAUUUCUGCAAGGAUCUGACUGGUAUCCAGCAAAUUCAGGUGGACAGAGGUGUUACUUUGAGUGAGGCUCUACUUAGGCAUGACAAGUGGCUUGAGAAGAAGGGAAUAAAGAACGCCAACUUUGCUGUGGUUACAUGGUCUAACUGGGAUUGCCGUGUGAUGCUUGAAUCUGAGUGCCGAUUCAAGAAAAUACGAAAACCUCCUUAUUUCAACCGCUGGAUCAACUUAAGGAUUCCUUUCCGUGAGGUAUUUGGUGCUGUGAAGUGUAAUCUGAAGGAGGCUGUUGAGAUUGCUGGCUUGGCUUGGCAGGGUCGUGCUCAUUGUGGCCUUGAUGAUGCUAAAAAUACUGCUCGCCUGCUGGCUCUGCUCAUGCAUAAGGGUUUCAAAUUUUCCAUUACCAAUUCCAUUAUGUGGCAGACUUCUGAUCGAUCACUGAUGUGGAAGCAGUCUCCUGAACAAAUGAGUGUUUUCCCUCAUUACCCCUACAAAGCAAAGGAUAUGAAUACCCCCAUCGUUCAGUACCACCCUUGCUGUUUCUGUGGGGUGAAAAGCAGUAGGGGCAUGAUCAGGAAGCCAGGGCCCAAGCAUGGGAACCUUUUCUUUGGAUGUGGAAAUUGGACUGCAACUAGAGGUGCCCGCUGCCAUUACUUUGAAUGGAUUUCUGCCUAACUGAGCACCGUUUGAUCUAUGAUCAAAUCUCAAGUUUUCUUAUAUGUUCUAUGUUAAAAAAAGGGGAAAAAAUGAAAAAAAUAUGUGGAAAUGGCUUAUGAAAGUAAUGGUGUUGUCUCUAGUGGAAGCUUGUCUUCCUGGCUGUGUGGUGAGGUUUCUGCUUCAUGAAAUGUAGAGAAAAUUUGUUGUGGCUCAGUUCCUUAUUACUGUGGCUGCUUAAACAUCAAAGUAGUCUUUGUUAAGUUAAGGAGAGAGGGAGCUUCAACCUGUAAAGCUGACUUGUUGACUGGAGAAUCAUCUGGGAAUGAGGAUUUGGGUAGUUAGGAUUGAUACUUUUACAUGCCAAAGCAUGGUAAGUUAUCUUUUAAAUAAUCUUGUGAAAUAGGACUCUGUUUCCUUGCUCCAAUGGGAAUCGUUACAAUUUCCUGUGGCC